AUGGUCAAGGGCAGCGACAUCCUCCUCAUCCUCGUGGCUAUUCUCUUCCCUCCGGCGGCAGCCGCCAUUGUGACGGGAUGCUCCUGUGAUCUUCUGAUCAACAUCCUCCUCACCAUUCUGGGCUACCUGCCCGGUCACAUUCAUGCCUUCUGGCUCAUCUACAAGAAGAUGAAGGCCGAGGAGAAGUACGGUCUUCACGGAUUCGUCUACAAGGGCUCGGGCGUCUACGAGGCCGCUCCCGGAGCGCAGGUCAACCAGCCCCCGCCCAACUACGGUGCCGUGGCGCAGUAA
This is a messenger RNA of Acaromyces ingoldii, 291 nucleotides long. RefSeq names its product UPF0057-domain-containing protein. The coding region runs from base 1 to 291 and encodes 96 amino acids. The transcript has 7 exons. NCBI's taxonomy places the organism in Eukaryota, Fungi, Basidiomycota, Exobasidiomycetes, Exobasidiales, Cryptobasidiaceae. The record is from RefSeq and is a predicted model, not a curated record. Gene Ontology annotation, cellular component: membrane.